CAACGCAGCCCGGCCCCGCCCCUAUUUGAUGUUAGCCGGCAUCCGGUUCCGGUUCCCAGGCUGAAUUGGCAGGGUCUUUAUUUUGGAGCUGCUGAGGCUUGGCUGCUGGUGUGGACCUUGCCCAAGAUGGACAGCCGGAUUCCUUAUGAUGACUACCCAGUGGUUUUCCUGCCUGCCUAUGAGAAUCCCCCAGCAUGGAUUCCUCCUCAUGAGAGAGUAUACCACCCAGACUACAACAAUGAGUUGACCCAGUUUCUGCCCCGAAUUGUCACACUGAAGAAGCCUCCUGGAGCUCAGUUGGGAUUUAACAUCCGAGGAGGAAAGGCUUCCCAGCUAGGCAUCUUCAUCUCCAAGGUGAUUCCUGACUCUGAUGCACAUCGAGCAGGACUUCAAGAAGGGGACCAAGUUCUGGCUGUGAAUGAUGUGGAUUUCCAAGAUAUUGAGCACAGCAAGGCUGUUGAGAUCCUGAAGACAGCCCGUGAAAUCAGCAUGCGUGUGCGCUUCUUUCCCUACAAUUAUCAUCGCCAAAAAGAGAGGACUGUGCACUAGAGAGUUGCAGCUCACUAGACAGUUGCAGCCCAAGCUGACUGGGCCCCAGGGAAGCCACUUAGGAAAUUCUUUCCUCAGCCCCUUCCUGACACAUUGGGUGGGGUGGAUGCAGAGACAUACAGCCAACUGCAUUGCCCAAACUGUACUGUAUUUUUAGUUCCCUGGUUUUCUCGAUGAGCUUCAUUCCAUGAAAGAAGGAUGGUGAAGUCUAGGAUAAGCCUAGCCUGUAGAGAACCCAGCUAGAAAAGAUAACACAUUUACUGGAUGCCAUAGGCUAGGUGCUUACACAUGUUAACAUUUUGAUUACAAAAAUCAGUAGAAAAAAAGAAUCUUCUAUUUGAUUUUCCUGGCCAUCUCAUCCCAUCCUUAUACUACUGGAACUCUCAUAUACACUUUGGGGACUCCAAUGAGACACUAUUUGCCUGUUCUCCAUCCUUGCCCCUCAAAAGUUAAACACAAUACUGAAUAAAUGUUGUGACUUUUGAAUGAUAA
This is a messenger RNA of Heterocephalus glaber (naked mole-rat), 1041 nucleotides long. It is a transcript of the gene Pdzd11, whose product is annotated as PDZ domain containing 11. Gene Ontology annotation, molecular function: protein binding. NCBI's taxonomy places the organism in Eukaryota, Metazoa, Chordata, Mammalia, Rodentia, Bathyergidae. The record is from RefSeq and is a predicted model, not a curated record.